This is a messenger RNA of Mugil cephalus (flathead mullet), 1399 nucleotides long. RefSeq lists its product as uncharacterized. Lineage: Eukaryota; Metazoa; Chordata; Actinopteri; Mugiliformes; Mugilidae. Bases 99 to 911 code for a protein of 270 amino acids. The record is from RefSeq and is a predicted model, not a curated record. The transcript has 4 exons.
CCAUGAACGCACCGCGACGCUGUUGACGCUAAUGGGUUUUCGCCUUUACGCCUGGAGGUGAGGUAUCGGCUCCGGUCCAGCUAACUUCACGACUAGCUAUGCCCGGAAAAUGCAAAUUCCAGGACUCGUGGCUCGCCAAGGAGAUCUACAAGGACUGGCUGGUGAAGGACAAACAAGACAUACACUUCGCUCGGUGCCAGGCCUGCUGCAAAUCAAUCAAACUUCAGACCAUGGGCGAGGCUGCUCUCACCAGCCACGCAGGGGGAGCCGGCCACAAAGCGGCCGUCCGCAAGCUGCUGGAAGGAGGCAGUUUGAUGUCGAUCAGUGUCGCUGGGCAGACGAACGGCAGCGUGAAUCGGGCGGAGGACAGCAAGGAGCACGUGGCCAUCUGCGUCCCCCGCGACACCUUGGACCGAAUAACGGGCGGCGACUGGUCGGACAUCCUCCACAGCCCCGCCGCGAACUCCACCUCCCACAAUGCAGAGCUGCAGGACGUGACAUUUAACGCUCCCUACUUCACGACACCAGGUUCCUCCCGGCUCCCUCAUCGUCUCCACCCGUCGGGCGGCGGCGGCGGCGACGGCAGCGACGACCCAGAGCCCUCCACUGGCUGCCGCCCGGCUCGACACGACCCCGCGGACCUGACGAGGCUGGAGAUCCAGCACAGGACGGAGGCUCUGGAGCAGCAGCAGCAGAUGAAGAUCCUGGAGUGGGAGAACAGGAUGAAGGUGCUGGCGUGGGAGCAGGAGCUGGUGAGGGAGAAGAGGAAAGCGGCGAGGCAGAAGGAGAAGGCGUUCAGGAUGAGGAAGGCCUACUACAAGGCCAAGCUAAAGAGGCUGGGGGAGGACGUGCCGCCGUCUUCCUCCAGCAGCAGCGACGACGAGGACAGAAGACGCGAUCAGACUGGUUGAUCCCCAACCAGUGUUUGUUUUUUUUGUUUUUUUUUAACCGUGCAUGUUUCAUUCUUGAUAUCAUGGAACUGUUGACUAUUUUUAUACAUUUAUACACGCUACUGAGAGGUAAAAGAAUGUUUAGCAAAAGAAUGUUUAAAGUAAUAUGAGACUGUUAUAUUAUAUUGUAAGGAUUUAAUUUGCACAUCUUGUAAAUCUGUGGUUUGAGUUUAUUCAGGUUAUUCUGGGUUAUGGUAAAUAAUGCACUGUACAAACGUAGAGAAUGACAGUCCUAAAGGACGAUCUUUUGUACCUGACGCCAACGUGGUUUCACUCUCACACUCACACCUACAGCCAGUUAAGAACCUGACAAGUUCUUUGGACGGUGGGGGGGAAGCCGGAGAGAACCCACACAGACACAAGGAGAACCUUCAAACUCCACACAGAACUACCACACCACUGUGCCGCCCUUUUUAGUGAAAAUAAUAAAAGAAAAUGGAAAAACCUGA